Molecule: messenger RNA, 3005 nt
Organism: Carassius gibelio (silver crucian carp)
Lineage: Eukaryota; Metazoa; Chordata; Actinopteri; Cypriniformes; Cyprinidae
Exons: 3
Coding region: 124-2046 (640 amino acids)
Molecular function (GO): GTP binding
Source: RefSeq, a predicted model, not a curated record
UCACAACACACAUUAAACAACAACACUGGAGAGUGAACAGCUGACUUUGAAUAAAACACCUUACAGCUACAGUAUUCAUAUUGCUUUUUCAGGGAAUGUUUGUUGUGGGUUUAGAAGUUCAGCAUGGAGACUGCAGAUUGCUGGUUUUAUAAAACACCACCAAGAUAUCCAGAAUCAGAGAGAACAUUUCACUCGCCUGAGCUGAGAAUUGUGCUGUUGGGUGUUUCUGGUGUUGGAAAGAGUGCAACAGGAAAUUUAAUACUGGGCAGAAAGGCUUUUAAAGAGACCAGAACCAGAGUGAGCGAGAUACAGAGAGGAAGAGUAGAGGACAGAAUCAUCUCAGUCAUUGACACUCCGGGAUUCUUCACCACUGAACUGACCGAUGAAGAGCUGCAUCAUGAAAUGAUAAGGAGUGUUUCUCUCUGUCACCCUGGACCUCACGAGUUCCUGCUGAUGAUCAAUCUGGAGAACAUGAAAGAGGGCGAGAGGAUCCUUGUGGAACAAAUUGAGGAGAACUUUGGACCACAGGCUUUUAAGUUCACCCUUCUUCUGUUAAUUGGAAGAGAACAAAUGUCCAACAAAGAAUGGAUGGUGUUUAUGCUUAGUACAAAAUUUCAGGAGCUAGUCAGACACUGCAGGGAUAAAUAUCACGCAAUCGACAGUAUAAAUGAAAUCAACGCAACUCACAUCUCAAAGCUUCUACAGAAGAUUGACGACAUCGUCAAACAGAAUUGUGACCAGCAUUACAACACUGACAUUCACUUAAAGUCCCCAACAAAGAUUAAAAAGGUAAUGCAAAAACUGGAAGAAAAAAAGGAGGACACAAGAAAACACACACAGAGAGACAAAAGAAGUAAAACUGUGUGGAAGACGUUUAAAAGUGUAAUACAGGAACGCAUAACACAUACUUUCAUCGAACCAGAAAAGGAAACUCUUAUUUCUCAUGUGAGAAAAACAAAGAAAACUCACGAAGAUGAAGAAUGGGUUUUUCAGGAAUGUGAGAAUGUUAAAGUGGGUGAUAAUGGAUCAUUAGUGAGAUCAGUGAAAUUCUCAUAUGAACAAAUGGAAGAAGUAAAUGAGAUCCAAAAACAAACAGAAAGCUGGAAAAUAAGCAGUAUAGGAAAAUGCGACCUGGGAAACACCCAAGCAGAUCUCAGAAUUGUGAUGGUGGGGAAAACUGGAGCUGGAAAGAGCGCGACAGGAAACACCAUCCUGGGACAAAAAGCUUUUAAAGAAGAAUUUUGUUCUGAAUCUGUGACUGGAAAAUGCCAACAGUAUCAGCGGCGGGUAGAAGGUCGAAUCAUAUCAGUGAUUGACACUCCAGGGGUGUGUGACACGUCAAUGAGUGAACGAGACUUGAAGGUCGAAGUAGUGAGAUGUGUAGAAAUGUCUCUUCCUGGUCCUCAUGCGUUUCUACUGGUCAUCCGAUUGGAUGUGAGAUUCACAGCUGAGGAGCAAUACACAGUGAAAUGGAUUCAGGAGAACUUUGGAGAAGAUGCUUUACAUUACACCAUCAUUCUUUUCACUAGAGGGGAUCAGUUGAAAACAUCUAUAGAGGAGUUUCUGACAACAAACAAGCAGAUGAAUGAGCUAACCAAACAGUGUAAAGCUGGUUAUCAGGUUUUUGAUAACACGAUUGAAGAUCAAGCACAGGUUAGAGAGCUGUUAUGGAAGGUAGACACACUGGUGAAGGACAACGGGGGAGAGCAUUACACAAAUCAGAUGUACCGGGAAGCUCAAAGGAAAAUCUGGGAAGAAGAAGAGAGUCAGAGAAAGGAGGACAGGAGAUUAAGGCAAGAAGAGGAGACCAGUAUAAGGAAGGAUGAACAAAAGAGACUUGUAAAGACUGCUAAAAUGGGAGCGUUGGUGGGAGCAGGAGUGGGAGGAGUGAUUGGAGGUGUAGCACUGGCAGCGGGAACUGGAUUGGCUCUACCUGCUGCUCUAAUCACAGGAGGUGCAACCCUUGCAGGAGGAGCGGGUGCAAAACUGAUCGCAGACACAAUUAACAGGAAGCAGAGUAAAACAGCAGCAAACAAGGAAAGUUAGUUAUAGCAAUAUUUGAUCAUUUUGCACGGUUUAAUGCAGGAAUACAGGUACAGUAUAUCACACAGAACAGGUGAUGAAAUCUAAAGCAGCUUAGUUUUAUUCCUGCUCUACUUGUGGUUAGUAAAAAGGUAUAAGGAUCUAGACUAGAGGAUAUCCUUAAUAAUAAUAAUGGUUACAGUACGUGUACAAACAUGGACUUAUAGUGUACUCACAGUGUAUUUAUCUAAGAAAGUUCUGGUAAUACAAGGUAACUACAUGGGGUAGGGUUAGGAUUAGGGUUAGGUUCAGGGUUAUUCCUAGUUAUUACAUAGUUAUUGUAAUUACUAUAAUAAGUACAUAGUAUGUACAUGAGGAACAAGACUGUAAAAUAAAGUGCUACCAAAAUAAUAAUUCAAAUUUAGUAAAUCACUGAUGUUAACUGUAGGGAAGAGUUCUCAAUUCUGUAUAAGCUUAACUCUGUGCACCUUUUUAAAAUAAAGGUUCCAAAAGGUUCAUUGUAUUGCAAUAGAAGAACAAUUUUGGGUUUCCCCAAAUAAUCUUUCUGUUAACUGUUCUUAAAAUAUAUAUUUUUUUAUACUUAUAAUAAUGUUUGGACUGGAAAGGUUCCAUGGAUGGUAAAGGUUAUUCAUAGAACCAUUGAUGCUAAUAUGUGUGUGAACCAUCAUAGCCAGCAUGAACUUCUUGCCCAGUAAUGUUCCAGUAAUGUUUCAAUGGAUCAAAUCAAAGUCAUUGAGCCUGGGACAAAGCCUGCCUGGUCCCAUAGAUCUCUUUCUAUGACAUUCCUUGGGCAGCUGUGAUUGGAUUGACCUUAUUCAUAAAACAAUAUUAUUAAUAAUUAAAAAAAAAAACAAUACGAUGAAAAAACAAGGAAUAAAGAUGAUUUAAACAGAGGAUAAUAUCAACAGAUAGUUGCAUUCAUUCAAUAGUAGUGUUAUCACAACGGGUUGUGUAAAUUUUGU